AAUCAUUCUAGUUUUGAUAGCAGUGUAUUUCCCAUGAGUAAUUCGAAUUUUUGUUGUGCCAUAUAGAGCAUGACAAUAUAUAUUAAAAACAUAAAUCAAUAUUAAAGGGCUGAGAAUUAGUCAAAAGGUUUAAUAAAUUAAUUAAUAAAUAAACUUGAUAUUUACGUCACAAUUUCUCGGCGAACAUGGUUUGUUGUCCACAAUGAAAAUUUAUUAUGACACUAAGAUUAUAAUAAUAGAACCAGAUCCACCUCCAAGUUAUGGCUCCACGCCACCAGCCUACGAUGCAACUUAUAACGAUCCUCCACCCUCAUAUGAUACAAUAUUUGGCAGAAUGAAGGAGGCCAGGAAUCAGUCUACAUCUACUCUUCAAUAUGCUAAGAAAUUUUUUCAAAUUAUAGUAUCUACUGUGGCAUUUACACUGAUGCUUCUAGUUCUAUUGGCUAUACCUAUAUCGAUGAUUGUUAUUGGAUCGAUAUAUAAGGGUGAUUGCCCAAGAGAGAAAUACAUACCCAUAUAUUUAAUUGUGGCUGGUGCAUUUGGUGUUUUAAAAAAUAUAUCUUCUCUCUUUCAACGAUGUAAAAAUCGGAACGAAGAGAAUGCUGAAGAAGCCAAUAGUAAAACCAAUCCUUUUGAUAGUCUUAUUGGGUGUUUCCUCUUUGGAUGGUUCGUCGCCGGAAACGUUUGGAUAUAUAAAAUAUACGAUGAUUUUGAUGACAAAAAUAAGGAGAGUGCCGACUACUGUAAUCCCACUUUAUAUUACUUUUCCUUUUGGAUAACAACGGCAGUUUACAUAUUUGCACUUUGCAUGUGCUGCUCUAUGUGUAUUAUUGGCGUUUGUGGAGCAAUAAUGGGAAAUCGAGAUAAUAACAACCAAUCACCUCACAGCGAAGAACCUUGAUUAAUCUAAUAUUAUUAUUUUACUAUAGUAUUUCUCUCAGUUUUAAUUUAAUUGGAUUUUUAAAUUACUUAUCGAUACAGCAAAAAAAAUGAAAGGAAACGCUUUCUGUUGAUUUAUUUUUUUUUAUUGUAUUUUUGCUUUUUUAAAACCAUCUGCAUAGGUUAAAAGUACGUAGAUAGAUGUUAGAAGAAAAUUCAUAAAGAAUAUUUCUAACUGAAAUUAAUAUUCCAUCUACUGAAUACGCGGAUAUGCAUCAAGCAUAUAUUAAAUGUAUAUAUAGAUAUAUACUCAAUGCAUUUGUCGAUGUACAAUAGCUUUUGUUAAGAAAUAAGUGAAGAUUUUUCAAUUUUUAUCAACAUUUAUUGCACGCCUUAUACUCCUUUUAUAUUCGUUCGCUUCUUUAUAUUUGUUUUUUAAUUUGUAAUGUUUCAAUUAAGUUAGCUAUGAACAAACAAGUAUGUCUCAAUUAUUAUUUCCUACAUAACUAUAUUCUAUAAUAAAUUGAAAUGUUCUCUUAAUUUACUUAAUCUAUUAUUUUGAUAAAAAAAAUCUUAUAGGAUCACUAUUUUAUCAAAUUUCGAGUUUAUGCUAAUACUUUCUUAUCUUAGCCAGAAUUUUAAUCGAAUUAUUAAUAGGUCAAAUAUAUUAAUAUUUAAUAACUACAAUGAAAGAGAGUCUCUAAAAUGAAUAAUGUUGCUAUUUUAAAAGCUAAAUGAAUGAAAUGAUUGUUUUAUCGUUAAAAUAAUAAAAAGCUAUAGCCAUCUCAUUAGUUUACU
Molecule: messenger RNA, 1677 nt
Organism: Dimorphilus gyrociliatus
Lineage: Eukaryota; Metazoa; Annelida; Polychaeta; Dinophilidae
Source: the annotation of a GenBank genome assembly